GGUUCCCAGACGGUGUAGAUUCCGGCGACGUUCGGUUGGAUUCCGGCAGCUUUUCUCAACUCCGAUUACCACUAAGAUUGUUCAUCGAAGAGAAAUUUUGGAAAGUCUAGCGAAUUAUGGCAGCAAAGCCAGUGACUAACAUUUGGAUAAGACGUCAAGAAUGUCCUUGCGGAGAUUGGAAGUGUUAUAUUAAACAUCAAGGAGAUGAUGAUCAGAGAACAUUCGGAUCAUCAUCCCUAGACAAAAACGAAGCAUCUUCUUCUUCUUCUUCAUCUGAAGUCAUUUUCACACCCUAUGUUGGCCAAAUCUUUAAAACAGAUGAAGAUGCAUUCGACUAUUACAGCACCUUCGCCCGUAAAAACGGUUUCUCCAUUAGAAAAGCACGUUCGACCGAGAGCCAAAAUCUCGGGAUCUAUAGAAGAGAUUUCGUUUGUUACAGGUCAGGAUUUAAUCAGCCGAGGAAAAAGGCAAACGUUGAACAUCCUAGAGAUCGAAAAUCAGUCCGAUGUGGAUGUGAUUCUAAAUUAUACUUGUCUAAAGAAAUCAUCGAUGGUGUUCCACAAUGGUACGUCUCACAAUUCAGUAAUAUUCAUAAUCAUGAACUAUUGGAAGAUGAUCAAGUCCGUCUUCUCCCUGCCUACAGAAAAAUUCAUGAAGCUGACCAACAGCGUAUUCUUCUCCUCUCCAAAGCUGGUUUUCCUGUAAAUAGGAUAGUAAAGGUUUUGGAAACAGAGAAAGGUGUCCAAUCAGGUCAGUUACCUUUUAUAGAGAAAGACGUAAGGAAUUUCAUUAGAACAUGUAAAAAAACUGUACAGGAAAACGAUGCAAACCUAUCUGAGAAACGAGAAACUGAUAUGGUUGAACUCGUUGAAGCUUGUAAAGCCAUGGCCUCUAAGAACGAUGGAUUCAUUUACAACUACACGAUGAUUGAAAACAGUAAAAUCGAAAGCAUAGCAUGGAGUUAUGGAGAUUCUGUUCGCGCAUUCUCGUCGUUUGGUGAUGUUGUAUCGUUCGACACGACAUACAGGUCGAUUACCUAUAACAUGAUUCUCGGGGUUUGGUUUGGUAUUGAUAAUCAUGGAAAGGCAAUCUUCUUUGGAUGUGUUCUUCUACAAGAAGAAAGUCUUCGUUCGUUUUCAUGGGCAUUGCAGACGUUUGUGCAGUUCAUGAGAGGAAGACAACCUCAGACUAUUUUAACUGAUAUGGAUGUUGGACUUAGAGAUGCUAUUGCAGCUGAAAUGCCUAAUACUAAUCAUGUGAUUUGUAUAUGGCGAAUUUCUGCUAAGUUGUCGAGUUGGUUCUCUUUGCCACUUGGUUUGCAAUUUGAAGAUUUUAAAUCCGCUUUCAACAUGGUGUAUCGAUUGGAAAACUUGGAGGAUUUUGAUCGUCAGUGGAAUCAUUUGAUCACACAGUUUGGGUUAAGUUCGGAUAAACAUGCAGCUCUUCUCUUUUCUUGUCGAGCUUCUUGGGCGUCUUCUUAUGUUAGAGGAUAUUUGCUUGUUCAUACCAUGAUGCCUGAUUAUUUGAAAUUGGUUGAUUCGUUUUUGAGGACUGUCUUGAGUGGGCAAACUUGCCUGAGAGCAUUCUUUGAGCAGGUGUGCAAUACUGUAACUUCCAUGUAUCAAAGAAAAGAAGAGAUCCAUUACAUACCGACAAAAACAUGCAUACCCAUUGAAGAACAUGCCCGCAGUAUCUUAACAUCGUACGCAUUCAGAUCAUUGCAGAACGAAAUAAUGUUAUCAAUGGAGUACGCGAUUACAGAAAUGGCCAACGGUUCGUUUCACGUCAGGCACUACAAGAAAAUGGAAGAAGAUGAGUGCUUCAUAUAUUGGUUACCACAAGAGGAAGAAGUUCACUGCUCUUGCAAAGAAUUCGAACAUUCAGGAAUUUUGUGCAGACAUUCAAUUCGGCUGCUUGUGAUAAAGAACUUCUUUCAAAUCCCGGAAAAAUAUUUUCCUAAUAGGUGGCGAUCUGAUCAGAGCUCCUUAGUCAUUAUCCCAAUUGAAGAACAAUUCGAUAACAGUAGCACCAACUGUGAGUAUUCUCAAGCGUUUCAUUCAAUUGCUGCAACUCUGUUCUCCGAAUCUAUACUUUCCAAAGAUCGUUUUACAUAUGUUCAUAGAGAACUUACUAGGGUUCUUGAGAAUGUUGGUAAUAUUCCAUUAGGUGAGGAAGUUUCUUUGCAUUUGGCACCUAAUAGUAUCAGUGAAUUGUAGGUUUAGAUUGGGCAAGACAAUACUAUUAUUCAGCUUUAUAAUCUAGUUCGAAGCUAAAGGAAUUCUACCCAUUUUGUAAGUCUUUAGUAUCUUCUUUGUAUAGGAAAAUUGGU
Impatiens glandulifera is the source of this 2329-nucleotide messenger RNA. Its product is annotated as putative protein FAR1-RELATED SEQUENCE 10. Gene Ontology annotation, biological process: regulation of DNA-templated transcription. The transcript has 2 exons. Gene Ontology annotation, molecular function: zinc ion binding. Lineage: Eukaryota; Viridiplantae; Streptophyta; Magnoliopsida; Ericales; Balsaminaceae. Bases 117 to 2216 code for a protein of 699 amino acids. The record is from RefSeq and is a predicted model, not a curated record.